This is a messenger RNA of Clarias gariepinus (North African catfish), 1623 nucleotides long. RefSeq names its product adenine nucleotide translocase lysine methyltransferase (gene antkmt). Gene Ontology annotation, cellular component: mitochondrion. The record is from RefSeq and is a predicted model, not a curated record. Bases 110 to 769 code for a protein of 219 amino acids. Lineage: Eukaryota; Metazoa; Chordata; Actinopteri; Siluriformes; Clariidae. The transcript has 6 exons. Gene Ontology annotation, molecular function: protein-lysine N-methyltransferase activity. Gene Ontology annotation, biological process: positive regulation of proton-transporting ATP synthase activity, rotational mechanism; peptidyl-lysine trimethylation; regulation of mitochondrial ATP synthesis coupled proton transport.
AUUAGUGAGCUGCAUACAGUUUGGAGAUUGGUCAUGGGGUCAUAAGAAAAAUAAAAGUCUACUCCACAGGAACAUCAUCAUUAUAUACACAGAAUAAAGCUAAAGAGGCAUGGAGGAUGAAACACAGGAAGAAAUUCUUGACCAGUUUAAAGAAAAGCGGCUCGGGGGGUGGGGUCUGUUACAGCUGACGGCGGGCACAGGACUGGCGGUCUAUGCCAUGUGGGCAGGGAUUUUAAUGCCUGGCUUUCGCAGAGUGCCGCUGAAACUACAGGUGCCUUAUAUUCCAGCCAGUAAGCGUCAAGUGUGUAACGUUAUGUCCAUGCUGAAGGGCCGCUCUGGAAGUCUUGCUGACCUGGGCUCGGGAGAUGGUAGGGUUGUCUUAGAAGCAAGCAGACUGGGUUUCUCUCCUGCUGUAGGCUAUGAGUUAAACCCGUGGCUCCUCUGGCUCUCAAGAUUUCAUGCUUGGAGAGCCGGCUAUUAUGGGAAAGUCUCUUACCAAAGGGAAGACCUAUGGAAGGUUAAUCUUUCGAGCUAUGAGAAUGUCACAGUGUUCUUGGCUCCGAGUGUGCUCACACUUCUGCAAAAGAAGUUACUAACCGAACUCCCUGAAGAUGCCAUGAUUGUCGCUGGACGCUUUCCCUUUCCUGAUUGGACACCGUGCAGGAUAGAAGGGGACGGUGUGGACAGAGUAUGGGCCUACCACAUAGAAGCUCUCAGAAAACACCAUUUGUCAUCAAAGGACAGCAAGUCAACAGAGGAAACCAGCUGAUCCAGGAGUCAUGUGAAUUAUUUUAGAAACAAACAAUAGGGACAUUCCAGCCCUGCUCUUUUAGUAAUUUUAUGGUUGUUUUACUAGACAGUUUUAUUUCUGGAAAAGGGAUGUUUUUAGACUGAUAUAACUUUCACUUUCACUGCUGCAUACUGUUCACACAUGCGUGACUGUAGUGACUAUUUUUGGAGAGAUCAGUGUGAUGCAGUACACCAAACACACUUAUGACCAUGUGACUUGGUGGUUGGGGGGAUUUAAAGCCACACCCAGCGGCCAGGUUAAUGUGUACUCCUGAAAUAUGCAAAAGUGUCUACUUCCUUUUUAGCAGCAACACAAGCUAAAAUGUCACUUCCUGUCAGUGUCUACAUUGUGCCAAAAAGUGGGCGGCAUUAGUAUUAUGGUGUUCAUGGGCCACUGUUUGGUUGGUGUACAGGAGGAUUAACAAAUUGUGGAUAGCAAGAGAUAUUAAGGAGAGGCCAUAGUCAGUGUGGACCUAUUUAAAAUCUGCCAGAUAAAAUAACCAGUAAACGUAUGUAUAGGCUAAAGUUGCCACUUAGAAUCAUAUACAUAUGUAAUUUCUAGUUUUCAUUUAACAGUAAAUGUAUACAGAAAUAAAUAUGGGGACACAGUAUAUGUCUAUCUCAAACAGAUUUCCUGAUAUACCUUGUUUACUGGAAGUGUUCCUUUUAUGUCAUGCGAAGAAACCCCAAUUCUGCAUUUUUCAAAAUCAGUCUUUGUGUCUCAGUGUGUGUGAGGUCUUUUUGAAGCACAACUGUUACUUCCUGCUGCUCCAUGUGACCUAAUUAAUUUUACAAUUGCCUAAAAAAAAACACAAAAUAAAAUAUAAUCAAGUA